Coccidioides posadasii C735 delta SOWgp is the source of this 2535-nucleotide messenger RNA. RefSeq lists its product as uncharacterized. NCBI's taxonomy places the organism in Eukaryota, Fungi, Ascomycota, Eurotiomycetes, Onygenales, Onygenaceae. The record is from RefSeq and is a predicted model, not a curated record. Gene Ontology annotation, biological process: actin cytoskeleton organization. Gene Ontology annotation, molecular function: small GTPase binding; actin binding.
AUGGCGUCCAGAUUGGAUUUUCCACUGCAAUUUCGGGACGAGAACGCUGACAAGCCAAAAAAGUCGGUCCUAAAGUCUAUCUUUCCGCCAAAAUCACGUCGAAAAUCGCAGCCUGCCUUCCUUUCACCUUCUUACUCCCUUCAAAACCAACCGCCCGUUCAAAACUGGAUCCUUCCAACAGAUCACUCUCACUUCCAGAUCAACCAUCCUCUUGGAGAGCUGUCAGAACGUACACUCAACCAAGGAAUGGCAAAUGGUUCACCCUCAAAGCAGAAUCACCCAGACGAAUCGAGCAAGAUAGGUCUUCAUAAAAAGACGAAGAGCUCGGUAUCUCUCAAAUCACUUUUAAAAGAUAAAGAUAAAAUGGAAUCUGAAGCAAAGGACCCCAGUGCUGAGAAUGGCUCAAAGCAGAAAAAGCCGAAAAAGACGAAGUCCACUACCAGUCUGUCGGGGAUUUUCAAGAGGUCACAACGAGGGAAAAAAGGCAAUUCAUGCGAGAAAGAAGACAAAGAAAACGUUACCAUGGCCAGAGGCUCUAACGAUAUGCCACCUCCACCAAUUCCUCGUUCACGAGCCCAGUCUAUCCAGAGUCAGAUAUCUAACCGCUAUGUUUCCUCCGGGAGGACUGUGGAGGAGGAAAUGUCGCUCUACACACCAAGAGGCUAUUCUCCUUCCAGUCAAAGAAACUUCUACGAUUUCCAACAACCAUCCCUUACAAAACGUCCUGAUUCAAAAUGGAGACCGAAAUCGGAGUAUGGUUCCUCGAGCACCUCGUCUGUGAAGGACAUUUUACAAUCAAUACACAGGCGAAGCCCGUCUGCGGGAAGCGUAAAGUCAAAUGCGUCUCGGACGCAUCCUUUAGCCGAACGCCCACCCUCUGAAAACCGAAAGUCAUCAAAUGGGAAUCGAGGCUCCCGGGUCAUGGCUGCAAUUGCAGCUUUUAGUGCUAAAGACAAGAAUUUUGACAAACCUAAACCAGUAGAUCCAAAAGAAAUUGACAGUGAAUUCGAACGCCUUUUGGACGCACGAAACAUACCUCAUAAUAUGCGCGACAGGAUGAGAUCCUUGAACACCAAUAUCAAGGCCGACUUUAUCAAUAAAAAUCAGAUUGAGGGCGAAUGCUCUUCUGCAUCUGCUUCCGCCCAAAGACAAUUUGUGACAACUUCGCACAAGCGAACCAAGAGCAAAGACAGCUCGUUUGGACGCUCAGAGAAUAGGGGAACUAAAGUACGACCCCUUAGUGGUAGUUUUGUGUCUGCGAAAGUCGAUUUGCCUUCUUUUAGAAGACAAAAACCUGACCAUUCGAGUUCCCAGAAGCGCCCAAAGUCUGCAGACCUGUCAAUACCUUCGCGCUUACCAUCUGGGGGUUUGAACCCCGCUCUUCCCUCUCCUGAUCUCAUCGCAGACCCGACCGAUUUCGUUCAUUAUCUGAAAGAGGUACAGAAACCGGAGAUUGUUGAAGUUAGUAAGCUUCACAAGCUCCGUAUACUUUUGCGAAAUGAAACCAUAUCUUGGGUGGAGUCAUUCAUUUCUCAUGGAGGAAUGGAGCAGCUGGUCGACCUUUUGUAUAGAAUACUGAAGGUUGAAUGGAGGGAGGAGCAUGAAGAUGUAUUACUGCACGAAGUCCUUCUUUGUAUCAAAGCGUUGUGCACGACCUCUCCAGCCCUUCAUCAACUUUGCAAGAUAGGAGAUGACCUAUUCCCCACAUUAUUGCGGAUGCUCUUUGGAGAGGAGAAAAAGGGUCCCAGUGAAUUUGCAACCCGGAACAUAAUAAUCAGCUUGUUAUUCUCCCACCUGUCAUCUGCAACAUUUGAAGAAGUGGCUACUCGUGCUAGAACUAUCCUGUCCUACAUGCACGACCCAAAGCCACCCAAGGAAUCAGCGCCAUUACCCUUCAUCGCCGAGAUGCACCAGGCGCGUCCGUACCAGCUGUGGUGCAAGGAAAUGAGUAACGUGACAAAAGAGGUGUUUUGGAUAUUCCUUCACCAUUUCAAUGUGGUACCUGUGGCAAAAGCAGAAGAUUCUUCGCUACCUUUUAUCCAACGAUAUUUUCCUCCCCCUCAUACGCCCGUUCCCGCAGCUCCCUAUAUUGGUGGGGUUGAAUGGGACGCUACAAACUAUCUUGCCACCCACCUGGAUCUUAUUAACGGUCUUUUAGCAUCGUUGCCAACAAUUGAGGAACGGAACGAGCUGCGAACUCAUCUUCGCGCGUCCGGCCUAGAGAAAGUUAUGGGCCGAAGCCUUCGUACUUGCAAGGAAAAGCUGUAUCCGGCCGUCCAUGAAGCACUUAAAGUCUGGGUAUCCGCCGCUGCCGACGAUGAGUGGGACUAUAAGUUUGUACGUGAGGGUCCUCCACGAGACGCACCGCCGUCCACUCCGCGAAGCCCUAUCAAAGGUUGCGGCAGUCCCAAGAAGCUGGGCAUUGUGGGUGACGCACCACCAAAGAUUGACUUCCAUGUUGGAAUCUCCGGGAAUAGCAAUGCUAGAAACGAGCAAAACCGUUCUCAGGGGCUUGGUAAUGAUGGAUGGAUUUGA